AGAGAGCAAGAAUGUGUAUGAGAAAGAGACGGAGAGAAAAGAGAAGGAGGGAAGUGGGUGGGCACUCCUCACUCAGCUCUUUCUCUCUCUCUCUCUCUCUCUCUCUCUCUCUCUCUCUCUAUUUCUCUCUCUUCCUCUGAGCCAAGUCUCUGCAUACAUGUGGGCAGAGCGCGUCUAAUGAGGUCUCAGCGCUGGGGGAAUACAGAGAGUGAGGAAGUCAGCUGGACAGCAGAUAGAAGCAAGAGCUCCAGGAGUCAGAGAAGAGAAAGAGAGAGGGACAGAGAGAAAGUGAGGGACAAAAGGAAAGGGUGCUGGGGGAGAAGGGGCUGCUUAGAGAGCUUUGUUUUUCCUCCUCUUACUCUCCCUUCACCUCCGUCUCGUGCCGUUGCCUCACCGCUGGGAGUCCUGAGAUGGAGCGGGUCCAGGCGAAUGGAGAGGUGUUUGGGCAGCAGCAGGCGGAGGCUGCCCUGCUCUCUGACCAAGAGAAGGACAUGCUCCAGGACACAUGGGCUGUGGUCUUCCAGAACAGUGAAGCAGCAGGGGUCGCCGUCCUAACUAGGCUUUUUGUGAAGUUUCCUUCAUCCAAGAAGUACUUUAAGGACUUCCAGCACAUGGAGGACCCUGAGGAGAUGGCCCAGAGCACCCAGUUUAGGAAGCAUGCUGUGCGGGUCAUCAAUGGCAUCAACACGCUGGUGGAGAACAUCCAUGAUGCCACUAAGGUGGCCUCAGUGCUGAAGCUGGUGGCCAAAGCACACGCACUCCGACAUAAGGUGGACCCGGUGUACUUCAAGAUCAUUGGAGGAGUGAUUCUGGAGGUGCUGCUGGAAGCCUUUCCAGACACGUUCCAUCCUGCCGAGGUCCAGGGGGCCUGGUCAAAACUCAUGGGCGUGCUGUACACCCACGUGACUCGUGUCUAUGCUGAGCUGGGGUGGGUAUAGGCCACCAGCCCCACUGACACCUACUCAGGCAUGUUUUGUGUGGCUCGCUGUGCCAAAACGACACCAAAGUCUCAACGGACUUGUCAGAUAGGCACCUUUGGUCCCUCGUUCCUCUGCAUUGGGACUGCAGAAGACCGCCGUGUUGAAUGUCAAUGCAUGGGGUCAGCUCCACAUUCCUUCCCACCCAGCAUCAUACUUCUGGGGGACUUUUCCCAUGCCACUGUGCAACUGUGGUGCACUGCCGUGGAAUGUGUGGCCACGUCCCUGUGUUAUGCAAACACGUACAGUAUGUCUGCAUGUGUGUGGGAGUAAGUGAGUGAGUGAGUGUGUGUGUGUGUGUGUGUGUGUGUGUGUGUGUGUGUGUGUGUGUGUGUGUGUACGUAUGGGUUAAGGGAGACUGUGCAUGUGGGAGAGAGAGAGGAAGUGUAUGUUUCUAUAGAUGAAGUGCUGAUAAAGAAAGCUUUUUACCCCUGCGAAAAUGAAGAAUCUACAAUUCACAGGAAUCCAUCUCCGCCUGCUCUGUCCUCACAUGGUGUUUUGAUGGUGUCAAACAAAUCUUCAGAAAUCUAGACAUUUAAGUUUACAUGGACUACCAUAAUGACAACACUAACAACAACAAAAUGAAAAGAAACAACAAAAUGUCAGUAAUCUACCAAAGUCCUGCCUAUACCCUAUAAACUACAUUCUGCGGAUAUCUAGCAACAUAAAGUUGGUGAACUUUAAGGAAAGCCAAACAUACCUUUUCCAUGGUAACUAUUUUGUUAUCAGUUAUUUGUGCACUGGACCAUUUUAUCUUCCCUUCAAACAUGUUUUAAUAAAUGUGUACAAACCUUUUUUGAAUCCACAUUCCUGGAGCUGAAUUAUGUGACAGUUGAAGAGAGAUAUAAGAUCUGGCGUGGGUGAAGCAUUUUUUCCUUGGCAUGAACAUGACCGAAAGGUAACCACUAUGAUCUUGUGUGCAAAUAACUCAAUCUUUUUGUAUCAUUAUCAAACAUUCCAUGUCUAAGUGGCAUAUUUCACGCACUAAAUAUUUGAGGUAUUUUGUAUUGAUCAUGUAGAUACUAUUUUAGGACGUCCAGAACCUGGACCCUAACAACUCAUGUUGAUGUUGUCUAUGUUAUCUGUUAUGCACAAUGUUUGUAUCACAGAAAGAGUCAUUUGAAUGUCCAUUAGAAUUAGAGCUUCCGCUUAGAAAAGAAAUGUUGAUGUACCUGUUCUGUUUUAUUUUUCUAUAUGGUAUUUACUUGUGAGACUCUAAGUUUAUCUAAAGCCUGUUAUCAUUAUCCUUCUGAAUAUGGAGGUACAACUUAAAAAUAUAUAUAUAUAUUAUGCAGUUCUAAAACAUAUUCUGGAAAAUGUAUGUCUUACAAGUAGUGUUAUAAAAUGUCUUACUGCCAUUUGGAUAAUGAACACGUCACUGUCUGUAUGAUCAAACUGGUAUUAUAACCCUCUCUGUACUGGAAAUGUGUAUAUCAUCUAUUAAAUUGAACAAAUUACAA
This is a messenger RNA of Clupea harengus (Atlantic herring), 2437 nucleotides long. The record is from RefSeq and is a predicted model, not a curated record. Lineage: Eukaryota; Metazoa; Chordata; Actinopteri; Clupeiformes; Clupeidae.